AGCAGCAGUCGGGCGCGCCGUCCGAAGCAUGCCCCAGCGCAGCCAUGACUUGCUCGGCGUCAGAUAGCGAGAAGAUCGUCAUCAACUGCGGGGGGAUUCGACACGAGACCUACCGGAGCACCCUGAAGACGCUGCCGGGCACGCGCCUGUCCUGGCUGACUGAGCCCGACGCCUACAGCAACUUCGACUACGACCCCAAGUCCGACGAGUUCUUCUUCGACCGCCACCCGGCCACCUUCGCCUUCAUCCUCAACUACUACCGCACCGGGAAGCUGCACUGCCCCAACGAUGUGUGCGGACCGCUGUUCGAGGAGGAGCUCGCCUUCUGGGGCAUCGACGAGACGGACGUGGAGGCGUGCUGCUGGAUGAACUACCGGCAGCAUCGCGACGCCGAGGAGGCACUGGACAGCUUCGAGACCCCGGAGCCGGACGCACCUGAGGAUGACCCGGCUCUCACCGGGGGCGCGGACGGCGACCUGAAACGGCUGUGCAUGCAGGAGGACGGCCGCAGGGCUACGUGGUGGGAGGUGUGGCAGCCCAAGAUGUGGGCGCUCUUUGAGGACCCCUACUCAUCCAAAUACGCACGGUAUGUGGCAUUCGGCUCACUCUUCUUCAUCCUCCUGUCCAUCUCCACCUUCUGCCUAGAGACCCACGAAGUCUUCAACACCAUCUACAACAAGACGGAGAACGUCACUGUUGGCAAUGUGACACACGAAGAGGUUGUGUACGAGGUGGUCACAGAUGAUUGGCUGACAUAUGUGGAGGGCGUCUGUGUCAUCUGGUUCACCAUCGAGGUGAUGCUACGCGUCAUCUUCUGCCCUGACAAGGCAGAGUUUUUCCGUAGUGCCCUCAACAUCAUAGACUUUGUGGCCAUUGUCCCCUUUUACCUGGAGGUGGCGCUGAGUGGCCUCUCUUCCAAAACAGCCAAAGACGUGCUCAGCUUCCUGCGUGUGGUGCGAUUUGUCCGUAUCCUGCGUAUAUUCAAGCUGACCCGCCACUUUGUUGGUCUGCGGGUUCUGGGCCACACUCUGCGGGCGAGUACCAAUGAGUUUCUUCUGCUCAUCAUCUUCCUGGCGCUGGGCGUCCUCAUCUUCGCUACCAUGAUCUACUAUGCCGAACGCAUUGGUGCUUCUCCAGAUGAUCCAACAGCUUCUGCCCACACCAACUUUAAAAACAUCCCCAUUGGCUUUUGGUGGGCUGUGGUGACAAUGACAACAUUGGGCUAUGGUGAUAUGUAUCCUGUGACGUGGUCAGGAAUGCUGGUGGGGGCCCUGUGUGCCUUGGCUGGUGUGCUAACCAUUGCCAUGCCGGUACCCGUCAUUGUCAACAACUUUGGCAUGUACUACUCCCUUGCCAUGGCCAAGCAGAAGCUUCCCAAAAAAAGAAACAAGCACAUUCCACGAGCACCACAACCAGGAAGCCCCAACUACUGCAAACCAGAUGCCCUUGCUAUGGCAACUGCCUCACCACAUCACCUGAUGGGCAACGUACUUGGGCCUGGAAUGGUGGGCUCCGGGAGCAUGAUGGGUACUGGAGACUGUCCACUCGCACAGGAGGAGAUCAUUGAGAUCAACAGAGCAGGUGAGAGGGACCAGUCACUUGGGUUAUAUAAUAAUAAUGAAAGGCAUCAGAAGACUAUUGCAUACCCUGUGUGUAUGUGA
Thalassophryne amazonica is the source of this 1661-nucleotide messenger RNA. RefSeq names its product potassium voltage-gated channel subfamily C member 1-like. Gene Ontology annotation, molecular function: protein binding; delayed rectifier potassium channel activity. Gene Ontology annotation, cellular component: voltage-gated potassium channel complex; dendrite membrane; axon. Bases 45 to 1661 code for a protein of 538 amino acids. The transcript has 3 exons. The record is from RefSeq and is a predicted model, not a curated record. Gene Ontology annotation, biological process: potassium ion transmembrane transport; protein homooligomerization. Lineage: Eukaryota; Metazoa; Chordata; Actinopteri; Batrachoidiformes; Batrachoididae.